Molecule: messenger RNA, 1095 nt
Organism: Aureococcus anophagefferens
Lineage: Eukaryota; Pelagophyceae; Pelagomonadales; Pelagomonadaceae
Exons: 1
Biological process (GO): dephosphorylation
Molecular function (GO): phosphatase activity
Source: RefSeq, a predicted model, not a curated record
GUGACCCAGGGCGAGAACAACCUGGCGCUCUGCGACACGUACCCGCCGGAUCUGGUGGUCCCGGCGUCGAUGUCGGACCUCGAGCUCCGCCGCGUCGCCGCGUACCGCUCCAAGGGGCGGCUCCCCGCCGUCGUCUGGGCCCACCCGGACCCGACCAACGGCGCGACGAUCUCGCGGUCCGCGCAGCCCAAGCCGGGCGUGCAGAACAAGCGGUCCGCGGACGACGAGCGCUACUUGGACGAGCUCCGGCGAUUGUGCCACGGCAAGCGCAUGGUCAUCGUCGACGCGCGGUCCAAGGUCGCCGCCCAGGGCAACCGGGUCAUGGGCGGCGGCACGGAGCUCGCGCGCUACUACGAGAACGUGGAACUGUUCUACGGCAACAUCGCGAACAUCCACGCCGCGCGCGACGCGCUCAGUUCGCUCCAGGCGCUCUGCCGCGACGGCUCCGGCGGCAACACCGCCUACGACGGCGGCGCGACCUGGCUCGGGAAGCUCGAGGGGACGAAGUGGCUGAGCAUGGUCCACGCGAUCCUCGCGUCCGCGGCGAAGACCGUCGACCUCGUGCACUACGAGCGGUGCGCCGUGCUCGUGCACUGCUCCGACGGCUGGGACCGCACGCCCCAGAUCACCGUGCUGGCCAUGGUCAUGCUCGAGGCGCGGUUCCGGACCAUGGACGGCUUUCUGGCGCUGGUGCAGAAGGAGUGGGCCGAUUUCGGGCACAAGUUCGACGAGCGGUGCGGCCACACGGACGAGAGCGGCGAGGACCAGCGGUCGCCCGUGUUCCUGCUCUUCGCCGACGCCAUGGUCCAGCUGCUCCACCAGUUCCCGGCGCGCUUCGAGUUCACGGCGGACCUGCUCGUGGCGCUGCUGGACCAGCUCUUCGCGUGCCGCUACGGCACGUUCCUCGACAACUGCUUCGUCAAGCGCGACCGCAAGAAGAUCCACGCGGCGACGGCGCCGCUCUGGUGGUACUUCCACGAGCACCGGGCGAAAUUCCUCAACGGCGCCUACGACGAGGACGAGGGCCCGCCGCUCAUCCCGAGCCUCCAGCCCAAGAACGUCGUCUUCUUCGACGCGUACUUCCGCCGCUUCGAC